Plodia interpunctella (Indianmeal moth) is the source of this 1718-nucleotide messenger RNA. RefSeq names its product la-related protein Larp4B-like. The record is from RefSeq and is a predicted model, not a curated record. NCBI's taxonomy places the organism in Eukaryota, Metazoa, Arthropoda, Insecta, Lepidoptera, Pyralidae. Bases 201 to 1421 code for a protein of 406 amino acids. The transcript has 2 exons.
GUCAUCUCACGAUGUUUCGCUAUUCAAUCCGGCGCGGUGUGGCAGCGCGACUUCUUGUCAAGUUCGCUGGAAUGGUAUAAAAUAAAAAUUGUAAAAAAAGUUCAGUUUGUGUUUAAGAACAAAAUGUGAAAAAGCUUAUAUGCAGUUUGUGUUUAUACUGCGUACAAGCGUGCUACAGACAGUGCCCAUUUGAUAACAGAAUGGAUGUGAUAAAGUUUAUAUCAGUGCUGGUGGUGUUAUUUGAAGGAGGCGAGGCAGGCGGACAUGGAGAAAAGCACCAUGAUCACCUCAGAAUCCACAUGCCGGAGUUCAUCCACCACGACCACCACACUAAAGUGAUCACCAUACAUCACCAUCAUCAUAAACCAAAGAAAGAACAUCACCACCACCACCAUCAUUUUAAACCGGCUCCGCCUACAUUUCAUCAUCACCACAAGAAGUUUCAUAUAACUACAAAGACUGUGUCAAAGAAUCAUGGCCACCAUGGCCACCACGGGCACCAUGGCCAUCACGGUCACCACGGCCAUCACGGUCACCAUGGUCAUCACGGUCACCAUGGUCAUCACGGUCACCAUGGACAUCACGGCCAUCACGGUCACCACGGCCAUCACGGGCAUCAUGGACACCAUGGCCACCAUGACUUUGAUGAACUAGGCCUUGAAAAUCAUGGCAUCGAACAGCAAGGCUAUGGUUAUCCUAUCCCACAGAAUACUGCAGCUUAUGAACCACCCGCUACUACUUUUGAAGAAGACUUUACGAAUUUUAGUCCAUCUGUGCCUUCCUACGGCGGUGGUAUCACGGCUCAAGCCCCCCAAUACCAUGGAAUAUCGCCUCAAGUGCAUGGCAUAUCCCAUACAAUCAAACAGGUGAAAGUAUACGAUUCCUUACCUGGAGCAAUCCCUAACAACAAUGUAAAAUCUCACGGGUACGAAGUUACUGAGGCUGAUGAGGAUGACGAUGAUGCUUUUACAUCAGUGAAUAGUCUGCAACAGUCAUAUCCGGGUACAUACGCGUUUGUGCAAGGUGUCGACGCAACGAACGAUCCGUACGCUCAAUUGACACAAGCCAACUCGAUUCCACUGCAAAAUCAUGAUCCUUUCACACUAGCUGCCCAACCUACGUCAGGACUUGAAGGUGAUGUAGAAACUUUCACAGGAACUCAACCUGAUGCUUUUGUGUCUUCGCCAACUCAAAUUAUAAGCGUGACAAGUGCUGAUCCUUCUCCUGCCUUACCAGCGACUUUCCCUUCAGAGGAAGGCUUUGAUGGCACACAGACAGCAUUUAUUGGAACCACUGGAGAAACUGCUCUGAUAUCAAACGAACCGAAUGCUAUUGACGAAGAAACGCCUGUGUCCUUUGUCAGACAGGGUGGUAUACAACAAGUCGUGAAAACUGGAGGGGUGGAGACAGUUGUUUAUUAGAAUUAAGAUAAUUAACUUACCAAAAACGGAAGAUGAUUCCUACUGUUGUUACAACUUUGUUAACUUAAGUUAAAUAUUGGUCAUAGUUGUCGUUUGACGUUUAUAAUAUUAUUAAUGGUGUGUCUUAUUUAUGUGUGCGUAAGUAGUGGUAUAAUGACGUGACAAACAAAUAUCCUAAUACCAUGCCUAAUACUAAGUACAAAUUACUGCAGUUAAAUUGUAUCCAUUAUAUAACAUAAUGUAUUUUUAAAUUAAAUCAUAAUUGUUAUGGUUGUUUUAAUUAUUAUUGUAUUUUUA